Messenger RNA from Xyrauchen texanus (razorback sucker), 1023 nucleotides. It is a transcript of the gene hrh2b, whose product is annotated as histamine receptor H2b. The record is from RefSeq and is a predicted model, not a curated record. Gene Ontology annotation, cellular component: membrane. The coding region runs from base 1 to 1023 and encodes 340 amino acids. NCBI's taxonomy places the organism in Eukaryota, Metazoa, Chordata, Actinopteri, Cypriniformes, Catostomidae. Gene Ontology annotation, biological process: adenylate cyclase-activating adrenergic receptor signaling pathway. Gene Ontology annotation, molecular function: G protein-coupled receptor activity. The transcript has 2 exons.
AUGUCUAAUGCCCUGCGCUGGGUAGUGCUGGUGGCCUUCAUCUCAUUGACGAUUUGUGGAAACAUGCUGGUUUGUCUGGCUGUGGCAACUAGCCGCCAUCUGCACCAGAUCAGUAGCUGUUUUAUAGUAUCACUGGCUGUGACAGACUUGCUGCUGGGCUUGCUGGUACUGCCCCUUUCUGCCAUGCUGGAACUACGCAAUGGGAGAUGGCCUCUUGGGGGAGUCCUUUGUAACAUCUACAUCUCUCUAGAUGUGAUGCUCUGCACUGCAUCCAUCCUCACUCUCCUGGCCAUUAGUGUUGAUCGUUAUCUUGCCAUCUGCAGUCCUCUCUGCUAUCCCAGGAAAGUCACACCUUUACGUGUGGCGAUCACCCUAACAGCUAUCUGGGUGUGCUCUCUGGCUGUGUCCUUUUUGUCCAUUCACCUAGGCUGGAACACACCUGACUUCAGACUGCAGAAUCAGCACUGGGACAUGUGGGACGAGGGAGAGGAAGGCAGAACGUGCCGCUAUGAAUGGAAUAAUAACUAUGUGCUCCUGGGUGCAUUUGGAAUCUUUUACCUCCCUCUACUGGUCAUAUGCGGAAUGUAUCAUCGGAUAUUCUGUGUUGCACGUGAGCAGGUGCGCCGUAUCAGGGCAACCACUCCGUCCUUUGCUCAGUCUGACUCUGCAGCCGCCACUCUGCGGGAACAUAAAGCUACAGUGACCCUGGCCGCGGUUCUUGGCGCUUUUGUAAUUUGUUGGUUCCCCUAUUUCACCUACCUUAUAUGCAUGGGCAUGUGGGCAGAGAAAACCCCAUCUAAUCUCCUCCACUCUGUUGUUCUUUGGUUGGGUUACCUCAACUCUGCACUGAACCCCAUCCUCUACCCGGCACUCAACAGGGAUUUCCGUCGGGCAUAUGGCCAGUUGCUUCGCUGCAGAUGUGCAAAUCAAGGGGGAUUUUUAUUUUUCCCUCCAUUCCAAAACAAACAGACUCUCAUCAUUCACAGGCACCAGAAUGACCCAAAGCAGACAGACUCAUCUUAA